GCACAAAUUCCCCGGAAAUAUCAUAUCGUCGAUUAGUUUUUUUUCUUUUGUAACUUAUAUCGUGGAUUAGUUUAAAUCGAUCAAACAAUAUGAUUAGAUAACUACAGUUAUUUUUAACCAUAUUUAACUAACAAAUCAAACUACUUACAUUACAUUUAUAUGUUGCCAAAUCUAUUUGCUUAGAAGAGUAUAAUAAUUUAGGUUUAGUUGUAUAAGUAGUUUUGAUUUUAGAGAAAAGGUCUCUGAAAAAACCGUAGGCUUGUUUGAAUUCAAAUUUUAUUUUAUUUCCUUUUUCCACAGAUAAUCACAAUCGAAUUAUACAAAUUUCUGAAAACCCCUCCUGAAAAUAAUUUCCUAAAAAUCAGUGAUUUGGUUAAUAUCAUGAUUUUCCUCUCCACCGUAGAAUAUGAUGAGUUAAUUAUUUUUCUGGUUAUAUAGAAAUACAUCGAAUCCUAAACUUCAUCCUUAUCUCUUCUUGUGUUUUUCUUUUGCAUGUUGUCCUUGUCUACAAGUUACAUUAUCAAGUGUCUGUAACGAGACAAAAACAAUGAUGCGUUACUUUAUUCCCAUACCUAAAACUAAAAAGGUAAAUUUUAAAAAUUCUCUCUUUAUCCUUCGUUAUUAUUAGUCGAUUCGUAUAGUGGUUACCUUGUCAUCGAAUGUUUCAUUUGUUAGUAGUAUUAGAUUUUGAUUGAUGUCCGAGAAAAUUAACAGCAGAGCCUUCUUUGGUUUUAAACAGAUUGUUUUGGGGAAUGUGUUCAAGUUUACGGAAAAGGAAACGAAAACUGAGCUUAACAUAAGCUUGAGCCGUAAACAAGUGGAAGAUUCCAUUAGUAGAAGCUCCCAUGGAGUUGAGGCUAUUGUUAGAGAGGAUCUUGUUAGAAUUAAAGCGCACCUUCUUUUUCUCCGAUAUAUGAUAGACCACAUGAUACGAUGGAGCAGUGGUUUGAACUUAGAUUUCAAGUCUUCAAAUGGUCUAAGCCUUGCGAGUAUAUUUCAGCUUAAAUCUACACCAUUCUUCCGAUCUAUGUUGUUUGAGCUUCAUAUGAUACUAUUUAUUUACGCUCUAAAGCUCAGGGAGAAAGCAAUGGUGUUAGCCUCCAAAGAUAUGGUGGAAUCCACAAAGGCAUAUAGAGAAGCAGCUGGUGUUUUUGACUAUGCAUGUAAGAUUGGUCAUACUGAUUGGUCAUAUAUCGAGAAGUUUCCGGAGUUAACAUCUCCCGUUUGCUCCUCUUUGAAGCUCAUUUGUUUAGCUGAAGGACAGGUCAGUUUUCUCAUUUUGCUUACAGUAGAUUGUGACUAAAGGCUAUAACCAACAUUGUCAGUUUUGGCUAUAACCAAAUAUUUUUGUGAUUGCUACAUGAACACACUAGCACUUUUUCACACACGGAUGUUGAUAAGUACCUUUAGGUUUUUUAGGGCUUUGUCCCUUACAUAAUAGGCUGUAACGGCAAAUAAGGCCAAAGAGAAGGGGACAAGUGCAAGUCUAGUGGCAAAGCUCCAUUACGGUGUCACACAAUUUGUUGCUGAAGCCAAUGCUUCUCUAUUAUCCAAAACUAACACCCAAGUUAAACAACUCUCAUCACGAUUUUUGGAUUAUGUGUCGACAUUGGGAGCUUUGCACGAGCUAAAGAGUGGAAAACACUUAGCUGAAAGCUUGGAAUCGGAAGGGGAAUUAGGAGAAGAAGCCAUUGAAGAAGAAGAAGUUUUGAAAAAAAAAAUCAAUUUUUUUAUUUAUUUAUUUAAAUAAUGAUUUAUUAUAUAUAUAGAGAACAAGGGUGUAAAAGUUUUUUGUCAUUUAAAGAAGAAGAUAUUUUUGAAAA
Messenger RNA from Brassica napus (rape), 1823 nucleotides. RefSeq lists its product as uncharacterized. The transcript has 4 exons. NCBI's taxonomy places the organism in Eukaryota, Viridiplantae, Streptophyta, Magnoliopsida, Brassicales, Brassicaceae. The record is from RefSeq and is a predicted model, not a curated record. The coding region runs from base 695 to 1303 and encodes 202 amino acids.